AUGCAAUCCUCUGAAAAACGAGAAACAAAUCUGGCUGCACUUGAGCCUGCAUUUAGGGUUAAACAAUUAGCGAACUAUGGAGCGAUGGUUGAAGUAGAUCCGAAUGUACCACCUAGAAGAUAUUAUCGCUCAGGCCUUGAAAUGGUCAGAAUGGCCAAUGUCUAUCUUGCUGAGGGCAGUCUAGAAAAUGCUUAUAUAUUGUACAUGAAAUUUAUGACAUUAUUUUUGGAAAAAAUUCGAAAACAUCCCGAUUAUAGUUUAGUGCCUGCUGAUGUCAAGUCUGUCAACCAAACUAAACUAAAGGAAGUUAUGCCAAAAGCUGAGAAGCUUAAGCAAAAACUACUAGAACAAUAUGCUAAUGAACAUGUUCUUUAUAAAAAAAAUAAGGCAAAGAAAAAAGUUGAAGAAGAGGCAAGGAAGUUACAAGAAAAGGAAGAUGAAAAAUUAGCUCUAAGACUUCAAGCAGAUGAGAAUAAACAAGAUGGGAAUAAACCACAUUUGACACCCACAACUAACUGGGCAGUAAACCCAAGUGCACCACCAGUGGAUGGUGUUUUAUAUCCUGAUGACUUCGCCAGUGAACCACCUAGGGCUCCAGCCCAUCACUAUAGCCCAGUUCCACCACUGAUACCCCCAUCUAAGCCUCUACAGGAUGAAUAUCAAUCAUUGUUGCCAAUGUCUGGUGGUUUACGAACCGUUGUUGUACCGGCAACUUUACUUAGCAAAUUCCUAGUCAUAGCCGCUGCCAACACAGCAAAAAAUAUUGAACUAUGCGGCAUACUGGCUGGAAAGUUGGAACAAAAUCAGUUGAAGAUAACACACGUAAUUGUGCCAAAGCAGACGGGAACAUCGGAUUCCUGCAGCACCAACAAUGAAGAGGAAAUAUUUCACUAUCAGGACCAACAUAAUCUUAUUACUUUGGGAUGGAUACAUACACACCCAACUCAAACGGCGUUUCUCUCGUCAGUGGACCUUCACACUCAGUGUUCAUAUCAGCUGAUGAUGUCUGAAGCCAUCGCGAUAGUCUGCGCACCUAAAUAUAACGAGACUGGAUAUUUCGCGUUGACGCCGGAUCACGGAAUGAAGUAUAUCGCUAAUUGCAGACAGACGGGCUUUCAUCCACAUUCGAAUGAUCCACCCCUCUUUUAUAAUGUAUCACAUAUUAAGCUAGAUAACGCGUCGUCUGUGGAAAUGGUCGAUUUACGGAGAUGA
Molecule: messenger RNA, 1212 nt
Organism: Pieris macdunnoughi
Lineage: Eukaryota; Metazoa; Arthropoda; Insecta; Lepidoptera; Pieridae
Source: the annotation of a GenBank genome assembly